CCCAAUCGGCCAUCAUCCACGACGGCGACGACUACGCACACGAGUACAACCAGCGCGAAACAACACCGCCGAACAAUGGCUACCGACGAGCACCGCAUCCUUAACUUCGCGGCGGGCUCGAACUAUGAGGUUCUUGAGCUCAUCGGCGAAGGCGCCUACGGAAUAGUGUGCUCCGCGAUACACAUUCCGACCCAGCGAAAAGUCGCAAUAAAACGCAUCACCCCCUUUGACCAUAGCAUGUUCUGUCUGCGCACUCUCCGCGAGAUCAAACUCCUCCGCCAUUUCGACCAUGAGAACAUCAUCUCUAUUCUCGACAUCCUCCGUCCGCCAUCUCUAGCGGAGUUCCGAGAAGUCUACCUCGUGCAGGAACUCAUGGAGACCGAUAUGCAUCGAGUUAUCCGAACGCAGGAGCUCAGUGAUGAUCACUGCCAAUACUUUAUCUAUCAGACGCUGCGUGCCUUGAAGGCUCUCCACUCAGCUGACGUCCUGCAUCGCGAUCUUAAGCCGAGUAAUUUAUUAUUAAAUGCAAAUUGCGACUUGAAGUUAUGCGACUUCGGUCUUGCACGCUCGGCCCGACCUCCGCCCAACGUCGAUGACACCAGCACGUUUAUGACUGAAUACGUCGCAACGCGAUGGUAUCGUGCACCUGAAGUCAUGUUGACUUUCAAGGAAUACACGAGGGCGAUCGAUAUCUGGAGUGUGGGAUGCAUUCUCGCGGAGAUGCUCAGCGGGAAACCUCUCUUCCCUGGUCGUGACUAUCAUCACCAACUCUCACUCAUCCUUGAUAUCCUGGGUACCCCGUCAAUCGAUGAUUUCUACGCCAUCUCAUCACCACGUUCGCGAGAGUACAUCCGUGCCUUGCCCUUCCGCAAGAAGCGUUCACUAAUGACGCUCUUCCCGAAUGCCAACCCCUUGGCAGUCGAUCUCAUGGAAAAGUGCCUAACAUUCAGUCCAAAAAAGCGUAUACAAGUUGACGACGCGCUUAAGCAUCCUUACCUCGAGCCUUACCACGACCCAAUGGACGAGCCCACUGCACCACCACUCGACCCUUCGUUCUUCCACUUUGACAAUGGCGUGCAACUCUCGAAAGAAGACUUGAAGGAGUUGAUCUACGAGGAAGUUAUGCGGCCGAUGUGAUCACACCAGCUCGUGCUCAACAAAAUCGAUACCAACUAUCCAUUCGAUUCCCUAAGCAUCCCCUGCUACUCAUCUUACCAGACACUGGUCCAGCAUCCUCUAGACCCACCUAAAAACGCGCAACAUCACUUCCAAAUACCUUGCCGUAAUUCGACAUAUACCAAUGACACAGACAACAAUCCUGUUCGCGCGAUUAAUGUUAUCCAGCUGACCGGUCGACCGCUCGCUCCAUCCCGUUCUGCACAAGAAAUUAUGUAUUUUUCGUUCUUAUAGGGCUCCAUCCUCGCUCUUGAUUUUUCUUUGUUCUUCUGUUCCUUUUCGUCUUAUUGUUGGUUCGUUUGAUCAUGUUAAUAUUAAUGAGAAUAUGUACGAUAUACCCUACGUUCAAAGAAGAAAAU
Messenger RNA from Fomitiporia mediterranea MF3/22, 1535 nucleotides. RefSeq names its product Pkinase-domain-containing protein. NCBI's taxonomy places the organism in Eukaryota, Fungi, Basidiomycota, Agaricomycetes, Hymenochaetales, Hymenochaetaceae. Gene Ontology annotation, cellular component: cytoplasm; nucleus. Bases 76 to 1137 code for a protein of 353 amino acids. Gene Ontology annotation, molecular function: ATP binding; MAP kinase activity. Gene Ontology annotation, biological process: protein phosphorylation; intracellular signal transduction. The record is from RefSeq and is a predicted model, not a curated record. The transcript has 9 exons.